Messenger RNA from Scomber scombrus (Atlantic mackerel), 1092 nucleotides. RefSeq names its product potassium inwardly rectifying channel subfamily J member 13 (gene kcnj13). The record is from RefSeq and is a predicted model, not a curated record. NCBI's taxonomy places the organism in Eukaryota, Metazoa, Chordata, Actinopteri, Scombriformes, Scombridae. Gene Ontology annotation, biological process: potassium ion import across plasma membrane; regulation of monoatomic ion transmembrane transport. Gene Ontology annotation, molecular function: inward rectifier potassium channel activity. Gene Ontology annotation, cellular component: plasma membrane. The coding region runs from base 1 to 1092 and encodes 363 amino acids. The transcript is spliced from 2 exons.
AUGACAACCAAAUCCAACAGCAGUGUUCUGGGUGGCAAGGCGUCCUCCUCUCCUCUCCUGUCUUCACCAACCCGCCAGCGCCUGGUCACCAAAGAUGGACACUGUGCCCUCACUCCCCCACUGUGCUCUUCAGGCUCAUGGCGCAGGGCAUCAAGACGAGCCUGGCUACUGGCCGUGCAGGACCUGUGGGGAUUGCUGGUGGGUCUGCGCUGGAGAUGGGUCCUGUUGGCCUUCUGUACCUCCUUCCUGGCCCACUGGCUGCUGUUUGCUUGCCUGUGGUACUUGCUGGCCCACCUCAACGGAGACCUGGCUGUGCAAGAUCACGAUUCCCCCCCACAGGGGCAUGUGGUUUGUGUGAAGCACAUUACCAGCUUCACUGCCGCUUUUUCCUUCUCCCUAGAGACACAGCUGACCAUUGGCUAUGGCACCAUGUUCCCCAGUGGGGACUGUCCCAGUGCUAUAGCACUGCUGGCUGUGCAAAUGCUGCUGGGGCUCAUGCUAGAGGCAUUCAUCACAGGUGCAUUUGUAGCCAAGAUUGCACGUCCUCAGAAGCGAGCAGGAGCCAUCCAGUUCAGUCCCCAGGCAGUGGUGGGCCAACAUCAGGGCCAGACGUGCCUCAUGCUGCGAGCCACUAACCUGCUGCAGAGGCCUCUGGUAGAUGUGAAGGUGAGUGCUGUGCUCUACGAGGAACAUGAAGGUCAGGCCCUGCACCAGACCUCUCUGGACUUCCACUUGGAUCAUCUGGGCCAACAGCCCUGUCCCUUCUUCAUCUUCCCACUCACCUUUUACCACCCCCUGGACCGCCGAAGCCCCCUCUACCCUGCCCUGUGUGAGGGCAUAUCCAACCACUUUGAGUUGGUGGUGUUCCUGUCAGCCUUGCAGGAGGGAACUGGUGACACCUGCCAGAAGAGAACCUCUUACCUGCGCCAAGAAAUCCAGUUUGACCGUCGCUUUGUGCCAGCCUUGGGGUUGGAUGCUCGGGGGAGGUACAUGGUGAGCACCCAACACUUUGACACGGCCCACUCAAAGGAGCCUUUGGACAAGGACUGUGUGGUGCAGAUCAACGGUGAUGGCAGUGACAGGAUGGAGUAA